AUGGAAUACACAUUAGGUAACACUCACUCUAAAGAUUUCUAAGAAUUCUUGAUUGAAGAUAGUUAGAAUAGAGGGGCAAACAGAUAAAAACAGCCAAAGCUCUCUACAAUUACAAAACAGAAAAGGCCCAAUGAAACUUAACCAAUAGCGAAUCCUCGAGAUAAUCCAUUGAAAAAUGGGCCUGGGAUUGCCAUUUCUAGACAAGCAUAGCCAAAUAGAUCCUCUCAUCAUCUCAACAAAAAAGCUUUCAAUGGUUAUUUAAUGCCGAUACCCGAAGAAUAGAUUGAAACAUCUAAUGCUGCUAUGAGUCUCAAUGAUUCAAAUUUCAACUCAAACUAAAAAUCUGACUCAAGCAGUUCCUUUGUAAAUAUGGGAAAUUAAUCUAACCCAAUUAAAAUAAAUAGCUCUGGGUACCCCAUAUUCAGUUCAGGCACUUCUGACAGAAGCUAGAGAUUCAUAAGUUUAGGAGGAGGAAGUGUAACAGGUACUGCCGGAGCUAGGCAGUUUUACGCUCUUAUCAAUUAAUAAGAUAUGGAGGAGCUCCAGAAUUUUAUUAGAAAAAUGUUUAGUUUCUUUUCGCUCCAAAAAAUUUUCGUAGCAAUGUGGAUCAUUUUUGUCUACAAUAAUGUCCAGUUUACUUAGAAGAUCAAAGAGAAUUUCUUUAUAUUUGCAAUUUCUGCCUUUGUGUACAUGACUGUGCUCAUGAUGGUACAUACUGCACUUGAUUUUGUUAGAAAAUCUCCAUAGUGCAACAUUUGCUACAUACUUUUUACUAUUUCUGAGUGCUUGGUAGUAUCUUUCUUAUUGGCAACUACAGAUGGUGCCACAGUCUUCUUAUUCACUCAAUGUCUAACAGGCAUAGUUCUGGCAAUAACGAUCUUUCUCUACACUAAUAAUGUCAGCUGGCUGAGGGGAAUUGCAGCUAUAGCUCUGAUGCUAAUCUCUAUGUUUAUUCUUUCUAUUUCAACUCUAAAUUAAGAUUACACAGAUAUGAUUACAAUUCUCCUUUGUAUGGUUGGAGGGCUUAUGUUUGGAAUUUUCUUGCUUAGCAAAGCCUUCUAGAUAUUUCAAAAUAAUUAUACUCAUGCUCUCACCAAGGAUGAUUAUGUCAUUGCAAGUAUGACCAUUUAUGUAGACUUUGGAUUCGUGCUAUUGGUAAUGCUGUUUGUAAUGCUUGCAACAAUCAAGUCAUUUACCUCUUGA
Molecule: messenger RNA, 1203 nt
Organism: Stylonychia lemnae
Lineage: Eukaryota; Ciliophora; Spirotrichea; Sporadotrichida; Oxytrichidae
Source: the annotation of a GenBank genome assembly